AUGUGGAGUCCUUACGCUGACAAAGAUCUGCAUCUUUUUCUCCCCAUGACCGAGCCACGCGAAUACCUAGUAGGGAUUCACGAGUUCAUAGGCCGUAAUGUGGAUGAGCUCGAUAUACGAAAGGGCGAAUACGUUGAAGUGAUCGAGGAUGACCGCGAGUUUGGAGACUCCUGGUACAUUGGCCGCAAUUUGAACACAGGCAAAUCUGGGCUGUUCCCCAAAGUGUUUACUGCUUCGGUUGCUGCACCUCCGCGAGAUCUGCUGGAGUAUGCCACGAAUCUCCCUGAUCCAGAGUUUGAAUUUGGCGACACACAAGACCCCCAAAUUGAGCGGGCGCAGCCCUCACAUCUGGCCGCCGCCGCCCCCGCAACCCAGAGCGUCCCGGUUCCUCCUGCGCACUAUAGGCUGAAUGGAAGUAAGGAAAGCGUUACUGGGUCUGAGUCUACGGGGUCUGAGUAUGGGCGUUCCAGCAACAGCGUGUCAAAAGCCGGUCUAUCUGUCGAUACUUCGGGCCAUGUCCCCAUUCAACAGCAACAGAACCAUUCGUCCGCGAGUGUAGGUGCACUUUCAGCAAGUGUUACGGCAACUAUGAGCGAUAUAGACGCCGCCAUUUCAGAAAUCGCCGCACAGGGCCCGUCUCUCGACGCGAUCGGGUUUUGGACGCCCCACGAUGUGCAGCAAUACCUUCUUUCCAGAGGCUACGACGCGGCUACCGCCCAUGCAUUUGUGAAACAUCGAAUCACGGGAUUGAUUCUACUCGAGCUGGACCUGGCACAUUUGAAAGAGAUCGAUAUUACCAGUUUCGGGACCCGAUUCGAAAUCUCAAAAGAGAUCAAGUAUCUCAAUCGUGUUGUCGAGCAAACCGGCCAAGUGUUACCGGCGGCAAGUACACCUACCUUACCGCAGGUAUCGCAGGUAUCGCCUAUCCAACCCAGUGAGGCGGGCGAAGAUCAGCCCUCGACUCCGUUGUCCGCGCCCACCAACGUUGCUUGGAAUGGUGAUGGACCCCAUCAACUUAGAUCGCCCUUCUCAGAUUUCCCAGAAACCCCUACUGGCGACUUGUCAAAACCCCAAUCUGACUUGCCAGCUUUGCAGUCGCCUCUGAAUGCUACGACACCAGCAACUUCAGGCACCGUCGUGGGGCGCCACAAAUCCAUGAGAUCUUCUGAGUUUGAGGGCCUGGAGCGUUGUGAAACGCCCCUCUCUGAGUCCUCUGAGCAUAAUGUCAAAGAAAAUGAGAAAACCCAAAUCCAAGCACCACCACUUUCAACCCCUACAAGCACUACGAACCCGCAGGCGGGUCAUCUGUCUCCGGCUGCAGCGGCAGCGGUGGCCGCUUGGUCUCCAAACACCCCUACAUUGCAAAGCCAGGCAAGCCAGUUUAGCCACCCGAAUCAAUCGGGCGCGGGCAGCCGUAGACCAAGCCACAAAAGCAGCCACAUUCGAAGUGCCUCGCACAAUUCAUUGGAAAAACCAGAGAGCCCAUCAUCACAAACCACGCCUCCCGUGCGGCCCGACCGACCGAAGCGUAACAACACGCUUAAAAAUUUCCGUUCUGCGUCUUCACAGUAUCUCCGGCCGAAUUUGGUCAAGCAGAAAACUUCAGCAUUCACUGAAGGUAUUCAGCAGACCACAGCAGAAGAAAGCGCACGAACAGCCCAAUGCUCGGGUUGGAUGCAAAAGCGGGGCGGCAUGGGAGUCGGCACCUGGAAGCAGCGGUUUUUCACUCUACAUGGCACUCGGUUAUCUUAUUUUACUGCAUUCACUGAUGAUAAGGAACGUGGGUUGAUUGAUAUCACAGGUCACAGGGUAAUGGCUGCUAAAGAAAAUGAAGACAAGCUUAUUUCUCUCUAUGCGGCUGGAGUUGGCGCAGGACGCUAUUGUUUCAAGCUUGUGCCCCCUGCUCCGGGCUAUCGCAAGGGCGUCAGUUUCACUGCCCCCAAAACGCACUAUUUCGCGUGUGAGACAAAGGACGAAAUGAGAAAUUGGAUCUCUGCUCUUAUGAAGGCCACUAUUGAACGCGACGAGUCUGUCCCUGUUAUCUCGUCGUGCACAACUCCCUCUGUGAGUCUUCCUCGCGCCCAAGAGAUUGUUGCCGAGCGCUUGGCUGCCGAGCUGUCCGAAGAGUCUGGGGAAGAUACACAAUCUAUUCCUUCGUCUCAACCGAAUACUGAUACCCCUCCUCAAACGCCUGCUUUUAGUAUGCAAAGCAGCCAUUCAGGCUCCGCAGGCACCGGCAAGUGA
Wickerhamiella sorbophila is the source of this 2244-nucleotide messenger RNA. RefSeq lists its product as hypothetical. Gene Ontology annotation, biological process: receptor recycling; retrograde transport, endosome to Golgi; endosome organization. The record is from RefSeq and is a predicted model, not a curated record. The transcript has a single exon. Lineage: Eukaryota; Fungi; Ascomycota; Dipodascomycetes; Dipodascales; Trichomonascaceae. Gene Ontology annotation, molecular function: protein binding. Gene Ontology annotation, cellular component: trans-Golgi network; recycling endosome; early endosome. The coding region runs from base 1 to 2244 and encodes 747 amino acids.